This is a messenger RNA of Peronospora farinosa, 1926 nucleotides long. Lineage: Eukaryota; Oomycota; Peronosporomycetes; Peronosporales; Peronosporaceae. The record is from the annotation of a GenBank genome assembly.
AUGACAGAAAACGAUACGUCUGGAAGUUAUUGCUGUCUAUGGAAGCGUAGAACCGCCUUCGUGACCGUCGCGCUAUGUGGUCUGGUUGGCUUUGUACUAAUAGCUUUCUUGGAUCUGCCGUGGGAAGUCAAGAGGACCAUGCACGUUGUCGACAUCGCUAAUAGGCUGAUUCCGACCAAGAACACCACCGACGUUGAUAAUAGGCUGGUUCCAAUUAAGAACACCACCGACGUGGCUGAUAGGCUGAUUCCGACUAAGGACGUUGAAAACUUACUUCCAACCACGAAUGCUAGUAGACUGAAUUCAACCAAGGACCUUGUCGAAGUCAAGGAAUUCGAAUUAAAGACAUAUCCUCCAUUAAUUGAAAGUGGCGGAGACGUCGUCGUAUCAUGGGAGAGAAACAACGCGACGACCUUGACAAAUCACGAUUACGUGACGCUGAGCUGCGGUCCAACGACGGGAGAAGGAGACUAUUUCUAUAAUAAGACGGUACGCGUGUCCGACCUUUCGGUCAGAUUCUCGUCGCUCUACAUGAUGCGCUGCAAUUACACGGCGAUCUACUAUAAUUACGAGGAGAUUUCGGGCAAACAUAGGGCCAUUGCAAAGGUGGAAACAGGAAUGAAGGAGCCGGCGGAGACACCCAAGCAUGGUCACUUGAGUUUCACGGACGAUGAGAAGGCGAUGGCAAUUAUGUUUAAUUCAGGGACCUCAAAAACACCGAUGGUUAAGUAUGGGAUGAAGCCGGACGAUCUCAAGUUUUAUGCAACGGGGACGUCCACGACCUACGGUGCCGAUGACAUGUGUCACGCUCCUGCGACCACUGUUGGACAGAUAUAUUUCCGUGAUCCGGGCUACAUGCACACAGUUAUCAUGACUGAUUUGAAGCCCAAUACGUACUACUUUUAUCAGUACGGCCACGAAGAGCACGGAUUGAGUAAGGUGCAUCGAUUCAAGUCACGACCUUUGAGUAGCUAUAAAUAUGCAAACUUCAUUGCAUAUGGAGACAUGGGAGCGUUCGCAGCGCCUUUUGGUGGUUCAGAGUCUACUGCUGCUAAAGCUUUAAAGGAUGUGGUUGAAGACGAAUACGAUUCGUUUUUGCUGCACUUUGGCGAUAUCAGUUAUGCUCGAUCACAAGGCCACGUCUGGGAUCAAUUCUUUCAUUUGAUCGAGCCGUACGCAACCAGAGUGCCGUACAUGGUGAGCAUUGGAAACCAUGAAUAUGGCUACACCAAAGGCGGGAAGCAUGACCUCAGCGGAGGUAUGCUGCCAUAUGGAGGCAGUUUUAACCCUUCGUGGGGAAAUUUCGGUGCCGAUUCUGGAGGAGAAUGUGGAGUGCCUAUGCACCACCGGUGGCACGUCCCUAAGACAGGAAAUUGGAUUUACUGGUACAGCUUCAAUUACGGGGGCAUUCAUGUAAUUCAAAUGUCGACCGAGCACAACUGGACCAGAGGAUCUGAGCAAUACAAGUGGCUUGAGAACGAUUUAGAGCAAGUGGAUCGUAAUGUUACACCAUGGGUGGUGCUAACAGCGCAUCGCAUGAUGUACUCGAGCCAGUUGAACAUUGAGCCCGAUAUGGAAGUUUCCUAUCAUUUUCAAGAAGAAGUUGAAGAUUUGAUUUACAAGCAUCGCGUCAACGUAAUGUUGGUCGGCCAUGAGCAUUCCUACGAACGUACCUGUCCCGUGUAUCGCAAGAAGUGUGUGGAAAACGGAAAGGGCACAGUCCAUCUUGUUGUGGGAUCCGCUGGAUAUCCUUUGGGGCCAGAUGGAUUUUCUUCAAAAUACGGGAACUACAGUCUUCGUCACGUGAAUGAGUACGGAUAUAUUCGCGUCACUUCGAGUCCAAACGACAUGCGCUUCCAGUUUGUGCUCGUCGAGAACGGUAAUAUUUACGAUGAGUUUACCAUCACGCCCUGGGAGGACUCGUAG